AUGCUCGCCUCGACUCAACAAAUCUUCAAGUCUUUCAAUUGUCCCAAAUGUAACAAACCAUACUCGAAAACGGCAGGCGCAGAGAAUACACCAACGCAGACUAUUUGCCCUGCUAUUCAAGAAAUUUGUAUGGGAUGCUACAAAAAGCAAAGAAAACUCUAUGCAAAAGAUCGAGUGCAUCAUUGCGAAGCUAUAUUAAAGCAUCAAUGGGGUUGUUUUUCUUCGGAGCCAAUUCCAUCGUAUUACUUAAUGGAGCUGCUCUCAAGUGGGGCUUUCAAAUUGGAUCAGCAAGGGAAAGGAUAUGUGCAAACAACCCAAUCAAUCACAAUUCCGGAAUGUCCGGUUUGUAAAAAAGAAUAUUCGUUGAGAGACGCCAAAAAUGAGCCAUUCAGUCUCUAUUGUGGAGAUACCACAUCGUGGGAAAAUCCACUUAAAACCUUUCUGCGAGAACUUGAAGAAAAAUCGACGCAAAAAGAAGAUGAAAUGAAAAGGAUUUGUGAAGAUUGUAGAAAAGAGGUGUCUCUCCUCGAAAUGUUCCAAUGCAUGGAUUGUGGGGAUAAAAUGUUAUGCCCUCGAUGUUCUUGCAAGAAUCAUCGUCUUCAUCAGAUUAUCGAUCUUGAAGUUGUUGAAGUGAAGAAACUGGGGAAAGUGACUCGCGAAACGAUCAUUCCACAAAUUGAGGCCUACAAUGUCUGUUUCCCAGCACUCCAAUCGAAUUUGAUAAAGAAUUCCAAUGAGUGCCAAAAGAAAAUUCUCAGUCGAACCGAUCAACUCGGUUACCUCAAUGGAUUUGCAAAAGCAAAGGAGCAACAGGAGGCUUGCAUGGCAUUUGGCAAGAGAUUCGAGACGAUUUGCGAGAAAUACUUGGGGGAAUUGCGGUCAUUCAACACCGGUAUUGAGAAGCUCAUCGAUGACAUCGAUGAGUCGCCAAAA
Mesorhabditis belari is the source of this 933-nucleotide messenger RNA. The record is from the annotation of a GenBank genome assembly. NCBI's taxonomy places the organism in Eukaryota, Metazoa, Nematoda, Chromadorea, Rhabditida, Rhabditidae.